CCCUGGCCUUUUCUGAUAAAUAUUUGGAAGGGGUGAGAGGGACGGCGGUGGGCGUGAAGGCAGAAAGGCUCUUUUUCCUGGUAGGAACACAAACCUUCGGGUCCUUGUUUCCGGAAACAUUCUCUUCGGACCUGGGGAGGGGACCGACUUCCGGCUCUGACUUCCCUGCCUUUCUAGUUUCGAGCUCCACCGCUUCCGCCCAGAGUUGCCCUAGGCUCCGGCUCCGAGCAGCUACUUCCGCCAGGAGUCCCAAGCAGCUCGGUCUCGGAAACUGACCCUAAAGCGGCCUCCUCCUUCUCCCUUCAGCCUGCCCACCUGAGGCCGGGUCCCCAGGUGGCGGCAGAGGCUUGCUGGGCCUGUCGCGGAGCGUUCUCUCGGCCCGAGACCUGGACCUGGGGCACCGGGAGCACAAGAGAGACGCCCGGGCCUGGCCCAGCCGCAGCCCCCAUCUUCCCGCGGCCAGUGACGGUGGCCACAGGCCUCGCCGCGCCCACCCUAGCCUGGGGCGGGGCCCGGCCUCCCCGCCCCGUCCCCGCCCCUCCGGCCUGCCCCGAGCCUGGUCAGUCUGGUCCCCAGCCCUGCGGCGGUGUAACCGCCUCGGACCUCCGGGACUCGGCAGUCCCGUGGCUCCGGCCGCGGGGCAACAUGGAGUUUGCGGAGCUGAUUAAGACCCCGCGGGUGGACAAUGUGGUGCUGCACCGGCCUUUUUAUCCCGCCGUCGAAGGUACCUUGUGUCUGACUGGUCACCACCUGAUCCUGUCUUCUCGGCAGGACAACACCGAGGAGCUGUGGCUUCUCCAUUCAAACAUCGACGCCAUCGACAAGCGAUUUGUGGGACCGCUGGGUACCAUCAUCAUAAAAUGUAAAGACUUUCGAAUAAUUCAGUUGGAUAUUCCUGGAAUGGAGGAAUGUUUGAAUAUUGCCAGUUCCAUUGAGGCACUGUCUACCUUGGACUCUAUCACUCUGAUGUACCCUUUCUUUUACCGACCCAUGUUUGAAGUGAUAGAAGAUGGCUGGCAUUCUUUCCUUCCUGAGCAAGAGUUUGAACUCUACUCUUCAGCUACCAGUGAAUGGAGGUUAAGCUAUGUCAAUAAGGAAUUUGCUGUCUGUCCUUCUUACCCGCCAAUUGUCAUAGUGCCCAAAUCCAUUGAUGAUGAAGCUCUUCGGAAGGUAGCUACGUUUCGGCAUGGAGGACGCUUCCCAGUACUCAGCUAUUAUCAUAAGAAAAAUGGAAUGGUAAUCAUGCGAAGCGGUCAGCCACUCACUGGCACAAAUGGGAGAAGGUGCAAAGAAGAUGAAAAGCUGAUAAAUGCUACCCUCAGGGCAGGGAAACGUGGCUACAUCAUUGACACACGGUCUUUAAAUGUAGCUCAGCAAGCUAGAGCCAAAGGCGGCGGCUUUGAACAAGAAGCCCAUUAUCCCCAGUGGAGGCGGAUUCAUAAGUCCAUUGAGAGGUAUCACAUUCUUCAGGAGAGCUUAAUCAAACUCGUGGAAGCUUGUAAUGACCAAACACAUAACAUGGACAGAUGGCUCAGUAAAUUGGAGGCUUCUAACUGGCUGACUCACAUCAAAGAGAUUCUUACAACUGCCUGUCUAGCGGCUCAGUGUAUCGACAGGGAAGGGGCAUCCAUAUUGAUUCAUGGAACAGAAGGAACUGAUUCCACACUUCAGGUUACCUCCCUGGCCCAGAUCAUCUUGGAACCGAGAAGCAGGACCAUCCGUGGUUUUGAGGCCCUGAUAGAAAGAGAGUGGCUGCAGGCUGGUCACCCAUUUCAGCAGCGUUGCGCACAGUCAGCCUAUUGUAAUAGUAAGCAGAAGUGGGAGUCCCCUGUAUUUCUUCUCUUCUUGGACUGUGUGUGGCAGAUACUUCGUCAGUUUCCCUGUUCUUUUGAAUUUAAUGAGAAUUUCCUCAUCAUGCUCUUUGAGCAUGCAUAUGCCUCACAGUUUGGAACAUUUCUCGGCAACAAUGAAAGUGAAAGAUGUAAGUUAAAGCUGCAGCAGAAAACGAUGUCUCUGUGGUCCUGGGUCAAUCGGCCCAGUGAACUGAGUAAAUUCACCAAUCCUCUCUUUGAAGCCAACAAUCUCGUCAUCUGGCCUUCAGUUGCUCCGCAGAGUCUUCAGCUAUGGGAAGGUAUUUUCCUACGUUGGAACAGAUCCUCCAAGUAUCUGGAUGAAGCAUAUGAAGAAAUGGUUAACAUCAUUGAAUAUAACAAGGAAUUACAAGCAAAAGUAAAUAUCCUUAGGAGGCAGUUGGCAGAACUGGAAACUGAGGACGAGAUGCAGGAGAGUCCAUGAAAGACCUCCCUAUGACCUACGUAAGGACCUUCCUGGACCUGUAUCCACCUCUUUUUCCUUUGGCCCUUCAGUUCACUUUUACAAAGUAGCCUUGAACUUAAGGCUUUAGAUGUGAGAACCCUCUAAAUGUAGUGGAUUUCUCAAUACUUUAUGAAUGAAAUAUACUGUAAUUACUCAUGUUUCAUGUGGCCUGUUAGGCCUCUUUACUUUGGAAGCAGAAAGGAGGUGCUAGUCAUUUUAUUUUAUGUGAAACAGGUGACCUAUUUAAUGCCACUUGCGUUAUAUACCAUUUAUUCUUCUGUGUCUACUUUCCAAACACUGCUCUAGACCGGUCAAGUAUAUGAUUAAUCUCUUUAGGAAAUAUUUGGUAGUUUUAAAAAAGAUUAGACUUUUAAACACUCCAAAUAUAGAAAUAUUUUUCAAAACUGAAAUGGUUGAAAAACCAAGAAUUUUGUGAUUAACAUGCCAUUUCCAAUACCUUUUUCCUUCUCUUUAAAAUAGCUUUGGAUUAACAAAGCUGAAUUCAUUCUCAUUCUGGUUUGUCAAGAAAGGAAAAUCUGAAUAUUUAUUCAAGGUAAAUUAUUUUUGCAAGGGUUAUAGGUUUAAUCCUCUGAUAUUUACGUUAAGAAGUAAAUUUUAACAGUAGACCCGUAAAAGUAUGUGCAAUAGAGAAACAAAGUAGGAAUUUGUUACUGAUAUGGUAUUGUUACUGUUGAAUUGAUUUUUCAGGUUUUUGAGAGUACAUAAUAAAGUGCAUAUCAAAUGCUGGAUAUCGUAUUAAACCAUCAUUUAGGGUAGAUGUUAAUUUGUUAUAAUUAAGCUACAAAUACGGUUUCCUUAAACCAGAGAUGCACUGCCCUUAUCUGAAAUUCUUAUUGCACUGGUUUAUGUAUCUGUGUUUGUUAAGUUUUAUUGUGUCUUAUUUUUAAGUAUUCUGAGAGUUUACUAAUACUAAGCUUAAAACUUUCAUGUUGGCUUGAGCCUUUUGAACAUUUAUCUGGAUUCUGCUGAUUUGUCCAUUAUAUGUUAGGCAAAUCUACUUGAAGUGGAGGUGAAAGUUUAUGAACAUGACAAAGCUAUGUUUUAAACUUCAGAAACAGAUUGAAAUGUUUCAAUGUUAUGACCGUAUGCUAUGCUAGUUCAUGCCUGCUACUCUAAAAGUCUGUGGUUCAGUUCUUUCUGUAUACAUUUGUUUUGUGACACUGUUUAUUUUAAAAAAGACUAUGAAUUCUAGUUUUCCAUUAAAAGGAUAGUUGAAGAAUAAUGUUUAAUACUAUUUCCACCCCAUCUGUAUAUAACCAUUUCAGUGUAAAGCACACCAAAACUGAACCCUGCUUUAGAGCUGUGUAUUAAGCUAAAAAUAUAAUUUUAAAAAAUCACCUCUAGCAUCAUCUAUGGCCACAUUCAGAAGCCUUAGAAAGUAGCAAAGUACUUUCUAUCUCCAGUUGCCCAAGCUUCAUCUUUUUUUUCUGUUUUCUCAGACUUGUAGCAAAAGGCUUGGAAAACCAUGCGUAUCAGAACUCUCUUUUGGUAUAUUUGCCUGCCUUCUCCUUCAAGCCCAUAUUUAUUCUCUUAUUUUCUUGGCUAUAGUUAUGAGUUUCCAGGCAUGAAAGCUCUCACAAAAAGGCUAAGGCAAGGAGCAAAGGAAAUCAUGCUCUCAGUAUCUCUGUAUUGUACAAAAUGUUUAUAUUAAUACUUUAAAAGAGGAAAUAUCCUAGCUUUUUUAUCACCCCUCAAAAUUGCUUUCUGCAUUUGUUCAUGCAGCUGACCUUUUUGUUUUCUCCUAUUUUUGUCUCAAGAGUAGAUAUGAAGGAGCCUUUUUCUUCUCAGCUAACAGAUCCAUAAGGAAAAACAUUUAGAGAGUUUUCUUUUUUAAGUGAUUCUUUAGAAGUGACUGCCACUGAUGAUAUUGAUUGGCCAUAGGACUUCUGUGGGUGGAAGUUUUUAUUAGGCUUGAUCAUGGAGAAAUUGUAUGCCAUCGAUUUUUACCUGUCUUCCUGAUGAACGUUUUAUUUGUGAGCCAGAGUCCAAUAGUAGAAUAGUGUUUCAAUUUUUUUUUUUUUUUUUUCUUAUUGAGACAACAAUCUUAAGCUGUUUGGACAAGUUUGCAUUUUAGUACUAAUUUAUAAUUAAGGGUUGUAACCUUCAGUUCCGUUUAUAGGUCAUAAAAACAAACUUUGGUAUCCAUUUUCAAAGGGGACAUCUAAUGCAAAUAUUAGGAUUUUCCCAAACUCAAGAACCAUGUCAAAAGUACAUUAUCAAUAUAAUUUAAAGAGGGGUUUUAGUAAUACUAUGAAGUUACUCAUCCCUUGCAUGAAAAGAAUAUAUACAGUGGAUAUACUCAUGAGAAAAUACUUACUAAACAUUAAGUUUGGAGAAUCAUCUUUGAUAAACGUGGCUUUAAAAACUUUAAUGAAGGGGCUCCUGGGUGGCUCACUAGGUAAGUGUCCUACUUUGGCUCAGGUCAUGAUUUUGUGGUUCAAGCCCUGCAUCAGGCUUUGUGCUGACAGCUCAGAGCCUGGAGCCUGCUGCAGAUUCUGUCUCCCUCUCUCUCUCUGCCACUCCCCUGCUCGCUCUCUCUCUCUCUCUCUCUCUCAAAAAUAACAUAAAAAAAAAAAAAACUUUAAUAAAGAGAGUGGUGGCAGAAUUAGCAAACAAAUUGCCCCACAGGAGCCAAUAAUAAUCAAGUGAGAUAUAAUCAAGUUUAUGUAUAUUAAGCAUACUAUAAAUGAAUGCAUAGUAAAGCCUGGCUUACAUUUUUGGGAUGCAAAUGAAGGUCCUACAAAGAAUACUUUAAAAAUACAAAAGAUUGCUAAAGUCCUCUGUCAGCAAUACAAGGAUCCUUAGAUUUUAAAUUAACAAUUUUUGUAGAAAUCAGAAGAACAUAGUGGGUUGUUAAGACUUUGAAACUUUUUGGGUGGUAAGACUUUUCAGUAAUUAAUUGAUCAGAAUUUUUCAUUCUGUUUUUAUUAAAUGGGAACAAAAGCAGAAAUUAUAAAAUUUAGCAGGAUUAAAACACUUAAAAAUGGAUGUUACUUCUAAGAAAAAUUAGGCUUUGAAGCAAGAGUUCAAAGUGAUUUUGGGGAAAACUUUGGAAGACAACAGAUUAGAAUCAUUUCAGAUCUCAUAUGGGUAAUUUAAAAGCUUUUCUUUGAACUCUGAAUCCUGAUUUAAAGAGGUGAUAUGUCAUUGCUUUUCAUUUUAAAGGAUGAAAUUUAGCGAUAUUUUAGUCUUUGAUUCACUCAUUAUUUAUGUUACAUAAAAAAAUCAAUGUCAUGGAAAAGAUCUGACCAGUAGUUAUCUCUUAAAGUGAAAAAUAGAAGGAACAUUUUGCUGCAUUUAAAAAAAAAUCUGCUUAAAGAUGUAACUCUUGGGACGCCUGGGUGGCUCAGUCCAUUAAGUGUCCGACUUUGGCUCAGGUCAUGAUCUCACGGUUCAUGAGUUCAUGAGUUUGAGCCCUGCGUCGGGCUCUGUGCUGACAGCUCGGAGCCUGGAACCUGCUUCAGAUUCUGUGUCUCCCUCUCUCUUCACCCCUCCCCUGCUCAUGCUUUCUUUCUCAAAAAAAAACAAAAACAAAAAAGAAAGAAAGAAAGAAAAAGAACAAAAGAAA
Molecule: messenger RNA, 5905 nt
Organism: Panthera uncia (snow leopard)
Lineage: Eukaryota; Metazoa; Chordata; Mammalia; Carnivora; Felidae
Gene: MTMR9
Product: myotubularin related protein 9
Exons: 10
Coding region: 646-2295 (549 amino acids)
Biological process (GO): negative regulation of autophagy
Source: RefSeq, a predicted model, not a curated record